Archocentrus centrarchus (flier cichlid) is the source of this 2426-nucleotide messenger RNA. Its product is annotated as cell division cycle 37, HSP90 cochaperone. Gene Ontology annotation, molecular function: heat shock protein binding; protein kinase binding; protein-folding chaperone binding. The transcript is spliced from 8 exons. The coding region runs from base 264 to 1400 and encodes 378 amino acids. Lineage: Eukaryota; Metazoa; Chordata; Actinopteri; Cichliformes; Cichlidae. The record is from RefSeq and is a predicted model, not a curated record. Gene Ontology annotation, cellular component: cytoplasm. Gene Ontology annotation, biological process: protein stabilization; protein folding.
ACGGAAAUCUGCAGCAGCAAUUCUUUCUAGAAUCCUGUGGCAGUCUCCAGCCCGCUCACUUUAGGGAGGUUCAGCUGAGUUGGUCUUCAUCAAAUAUAGCGAGCAACUCCUCUUAAAACACAAGUACGCAUUUCUGCGCAGUCCGGCGAUAUUGCGGUAUAUCCUCUUUUGAAUCAAAGUUCUUGUUAGCUUCUCUUAGCUCACGAACUUAGCUGAAGCUUAUUGUAAGCUAACGCUGUUAGCUCUGGGGUCUUGGUGUCAGGAUGUCCAGGAUAGAUUACAGCGUGUGGGACCACAUUGAGGUGUCGGACGAUGAAGAUGACACCCAUCCAAACAUCGACACACCCAGCCUCUUCAGAUGGAGACACCAGGCACGUGUGGAGCGAAUGGAAGAAUAUCAGAAGAAAGGUGAAGACCUAAGCAAGGCAUUGUCAGAGUGUCGACGCAAGCUGGCAGACACACAGAAGAAAAUACAAGAGUUGACCAUUUCAGCAUCCGGUGAUGCCAAAACAGAUCUGAACAAAGUCCAGGCCGAGGAGAAGAAACUGAAAAAAGAGGAACGGGAAUGGGUGAAGAAGUUGGAGGACCACAACCGGGAGGAGAAGAAGAUGCCAUGGAACGUGGACACGCUCAGCAAGGAUGGGUUCAGCAAGAGUAUUGUUAAUGUCAAACCUGAAACUACUGAAGAGACUGAAGAAGAGAAGGAGCAAAAGCACAAAACAUUUGUGGAGAAAUAUGAGAAGCAGAUCAAACAUUUCGGCAUGUUGCGACGUUGGGAUGACAGUCAGAAGUACCUCUCGGACCAUCCUCAUCUAGUAUGUGAAGAGACCGCCAACUACCUGGUCAUCAUGUGCAUCGACCUUGAAGUUGAGGAGAAACAUGCACUGAUGGAGCAGGUGGCUCAUCAGACCAUCGUCAUGCAGUUCAUUCUGGAGCUGGCCAAAAGCCUCAAAGUUGACCCCCGUGGAUGCUUUCGUCAGUUUUUUGCAAAGAUUAAGACAGCAGAUCAGCAAUACCAGGAAGCUUUCAACGACGAGCUGGAGUCAUUCAAGGAACGGGUUCGGGGCAGGGCGAAGAUCCGGAUAGAAAAGGCUAUGAAGGAAUACGAGGAAGAGGAGCGACAGAAGCGCCUUGGACCUGGAGGACUCGAUCCCGUUGAAGUGUAUGAGUCACUUCCCCCUGAGAUGCAGAAAUGCUUUGAUGAGAAGGACAUCCAAAUGUUGCAAGAUGUUAUUAGUAAAAUGGAUCCAACGGAGGCAAAGACUCACAUGAAGAGGUGCAUAGAGUCUGGGCUCUGGGUCCCAAACGCCAAGGAAGGGGAAGAAAAAGGAGAUGACAAAGAGGAAGAGCCCACCUAUGAAGAGAUCAAACAGGAGCAGGAAGAAGCCAAGAAGAAAUGACCACAUUUGAAUUGUCAUUCAUUGUUUUGGUUUUUUUUGUUUUCAAGAUGUACUUACCCCACUGUAUUGCAACUUCACUAUGUGUAUGAUUAGUUUGCCAACCAAUGAAAUAACUUCUAAAAAUGUUUUUAGCUGCAAUUUAAGGGAGUAGUGUUCACCUAACUCCACAACUGCGUUACAUCAGUAACUCCUGCUUGGAAAAGAAACUGCCGCUUGUGUGUGUGUCUCAUUUGUUUGGAUGCCGCCGAAGAAUUGUUCUUUGACUUAUGUGUAUAAACCUUUAAAGUCGUGCGGGUACGUAUGUGCACACGUACCUGCCUGCUUCAUUUGUUUGGGUGCAUAGUCAUGAGUAUUUUGUAAUUUCCAAAUUUCAAUUUUUGUUUGGCAUUUAGGACUUAAGCAGCCGAUGUGUUAAGAUCGUUAUUUUCCCAAAUUACAUUUUCUGCAAACUUGCUUAACUAAAUGUUCUCUCCUGGAGACACAGUGUUUGUGGUAAUUUUUGAAUGUAUGGGUGAGGACAGACACGUGAGUCAUAAGCAAAUGAGAGCUAUAGUGGUGUUAACCCUAAUCCUGUUUGCAGUAGUUGACAUUUACACCACAUAGUGGUAUAGCAGGCAAGUUGGUGACCAUGUUGUCACCUUUGGUACAUCACGGUUUACUUUACAAGAUGAUGACAGCCAUGACUUUAAAAUGCAAAGCCUUUCAUUUCAGGCCUGACGUUAACACUUGCUACACUUAACACAGUGACAAAAUUACAGCAUAAUGAUACACAAUUAAAUGAGCAGUUCCUAAGGUUGAGGAUUGUAGGUUUUGGGGGGAAUUUUGCAACUUAUAUGGGUUCUAACAAGUUCCUGAAACCUGACAUUGUCCUGCAUAAGGGAAUGUGAUACUGUGCUUAACCGCCAGAUGGGUGUGGCCAGAACAUUUACGUUCACGUUUUGUGCUUUUAUUUUGAAGGGGGAUAGUUCUUGGGCUUGUGCAUGAUGUCAGAGCUUAUGUUUUACAAAUAAAAAUUGAAACAGCUUA